This is a messenger RNA of Phascolarctos cinereus (koala), 6919 nucleotides long. Lineage: Eukaryota; Metazoa; Chordata; Mammalia; Diprotodontia; Phascolarctidae. The record is from RefSeq and is a predicted model, not a curated record.
CACAGCAUCGUAGGAGAGGGAAGAUUGCUUGAGUGUCAAUGAAAAUCUUCAGGCUGGUUACGCUCUUAAAAUUUCCAACUUCAAUUCUGUUUUAACUGAUGCAAGAAAAGCAUUUUCUUCAGUGAUCAGUUCUGUCCCUGUGGCAGUUUUCUCAAAUGCAGCUGUAAUUUGGAGUUUACAACUGAGGAAAAACAACAACAAUUUAAGCAUUCCUUAGAUUGUGGUUUAAAGCAACACGCACACGCAUGAAUAACUAUAGCGCCGAUGAAGACUUGGACGAUGACCUUGCCACCCAAUAUGUCAUUCAGCGGAGUUUACAGGAUACACACAAGCCAGAGACCAUACAACAUGCAGAGAACAAUGACAGUCUCCAUUCUUUUUUGAGCCCGGAAUAUAAGAAGAUUGUUGAAGCAAUCAAGGCAGGUGAGGAAGAUGCUCUAUCAAAGCUGUCUGUGCACUCUUCGGCAUUUGAGGAGACGGAUCAGACAGGCUGGCUCCCUUUGCACCAUGCGGCAACCCAAUUAAACAAACACGUCUUGGAACUCACUCUGAAAGGUUCGCCACCCAGACUAUGGGAGCAAACUACUCGGAAAGGUGAGACUCCACUCUUCUUGGCAGUAGACAAAUGCCUUGCGGAAAAUACCAACUUUCUUCUUCUCAAUGACUGUGACCCCAACACUCAGAAUGAAGAAGGCCAUUCUCCUUUACUUAUGGCUGUCAAACACCAUUCCUAUGACAUGGCUUCCUUGCUGAUCACCUUUGGCGCCAACGUGAAUUUGCGCUGUGCUAACAAGAGGACGGCAUUGCACGAGGCCGCCCGGCUGGGCAGGAAGGACGUGGUGGACCUCUUGCUGCGUUCAGGGGCUGAUCCUGACCCACAGAGCACCUAUGGGUUCACGCCGCUCGCUCUUGCUGCCCAAGGUGGGCACACGGAAGUGAUGGAACUCUUGCUACAAAAGGGGGCCAAUGUUCUCUCACAGGCUUCAGAUGCUUCAUCCAUUUUGCUUGAGGCUGCUGCUGGAGGAAAUCCCGACUCUCUGACUCUCCUGCUGGAAUAUGGAGCAGAUGCCAAUGUCCCCAAGAGUUCAGGCCACUUGCCUAUUCAUGUAGCAGCUGAUCGAGGCCAUUUGUUAGCGUUACAGAUUUUGGUCCCUGCAACGGAUUCCCUUGCCAUUAAGAGAAGUGGGAUCAGCCCCCUUCAUUGUGCAGCGGCUGGAGCACACUCACAAUGCCUUGAGUUUCUCCUCCGAGUUGGGUUUGAUGCCAACUUCAUGCUCGAUCAGAAAAUUCGCAAACACUACGAUGACCAAAGAAAGUCGGUCCUGUAUUUUGCUGUGUCAAAUGGCGACGUCUCCUCAGUGAAGCUGCUCUUGAAUGCUGGGGCGCUGCCCAAUCAGGACCCAGUCAACUGCCUCCAGAUAGCCCUCAGAAUGGGUAACUACGAGCUGGUGAGCCUGCUCCUCAGGCACGGAGCCAACGUCAAUUAUGUCUGUAGAGUGAAUCCUUUACAUUUCCCAUCAGCUCUGCAGUACACGCUCAAAGAUGAGAUCAUGCUAAGGCUGCUGCUGAACUAUGGGUAUGACACGGAGAGGUGUUUUGACUGUCCCCAUGGAGACAAAGUUCAUUCCCGCUACACUUUUGAAGGCUGGACCUCGACGGUCAUUCGAGAUACACUGUUCUGCGAGGUGAUCACUCUGCCUUGGCUGCAACACCUCUCGGGUAAGGUCAUUCAGGUGAUGCUUGACUAUGUUGACAGAGUUCAGAUCUGCUCCAAGCUAAGAACAGUACUCCAAGAACAGGCAUCGUGGGCAGAAAUCAAUUCAGUCCUCACAAACCCUCGUUCCCUAAAACAUCUUUGUCGUCUAAAGAUUCGGAAAUGCAUGGGACGCUUACGUCUACGCUGCCCUGUCUUCAUGUCAUUUCUUCCACUACCCAAUCGACUGAAAGAAUAUGUACUUUUCAGAGAGUAUGACCUUUAUGGACAAGGAUGUUUAACAGGGACCUGGUAAUUGAAAUACUCCAGAGCAGAUGUUUUGCAGCCAGGUUCCUUAAAAAUAGGAAACUAUUCAGCCUCUCUCCUGGUUCUAUCUGUCAUGUAUAAUAUGCACAUUUACCAUCCGCCUUGCCCAAGUAGUUCUGAACCCACUUUUCUAUCCAUCUCCAUGUAGAGCAGAUAGUGGGUGUACACAAAUACACUUGGGAUCAGUGAUUUGUCAGCUUGAGGGGCUCGGUUGUGAACUCCCUCCAAUGACUGAUGAAGACCAGUCUAGCAGAUAGGUCCCAGGGAACUGUCAGGAUCACAUGGAGACGGAGACUGAGACUUGCCCAGCAUCAGACAUGGAAUAAGGAUCAGAGGGUGGAUUUGAAUCCAUGUUUUCUGGACCCUAAGCCCCACUCUAUUCACUCUACCACACUGCUUCUAUGGCAGACACAAAGUUUUAGGAAUGAAAACAUUACCAUAAAACCUCAAUUAACUGGAAUGGUCCUGUGUUCUAAUGAUGUUUUCAACUCGUUAGAAAUCUUUCCAAAGCUAUCCAUCCACUUUUGCACUUUAGUAAAGAAGGUAUUUUCAAAAAAAUGGAAUCUUUGUAUUUUUAGCAACAAUUUUUACUGUAUAGUGUUGGCAGAUGAAGAAUGAGGUGGGAUGGAGUUGGGUGACCUACCUCUAAACAGCUAUGGACAAAUCACUUCCUCAUGCUCAGUUUCCUUAUCUGUUAAAUGAGGAACUGAGAGGAGAUGGUCCCUCAGGUCUGUUCAGGCUCUGACAUUUCUACUCUGGGCCACUGAGGUCAGGCUGUGUGGCCAUGGGCAAGUUCCUUAAUUUUUCUGAGUGGAAAAUGGGGGAACACUCAUCAGCCUGCCCUCUAGGAGGUGCUGGGGAUCAAAUACAAGAGGCAGCCCCCGUCUGCUAUGAGCUCUGUGCUGCAGGCAAGGAUACGUGGCUGGUGACGUCAAUGCACCGGAAGGCGGGACUGCCAGGAGCAGAAAAGGCUAGAUGCCUGGCAUCACGGACCUCAUCUCACAGGGGCUCUGAGCAAAGGGCUUGGUGAAUCAGACAUCACAUAAACGAGGUGGGAGUUUGAUUCUUGGGGUUUAGUUGGAAUGUGUACUCACCUCAAAAACAAACAAAAGCCCACAUCAAUUUCCAGUCAUCUGCUUAGUACUGAGAGACUUGGUCUUCAGUUAACUGAAGUUUUAAUGUAAACGUCUUUGCACAAGAUGCUGGAUGUCUGUUAAGCUUGCUAUUGAGAGAAUGCUAACAUAGAAAGUAAGCUGUGUUUUAAAUAAAUACAUAUGAAUUUAAAUAAAAUGUAGCAACAAUGUCAAAUUUCUAAUGACUCCAGUUACUGGAACAUAAACUAAUCACUGCUGGGCAUACAGAAACGUUCAGAUAACUGGCAGACUUAUUGACAGAAACAAUGACAGCAUUUGAUUAAAUUACCUAAAUGAUUUUGUUCCUGUAUUUCUUAAAACAAUGGAUUUAAACACCAGUUUCUGUAUGUAGAAAUUUAGAUCAUUAAACAUUUUACAUGCAUGCCAAGAAUGAUACUCUUCUGGCUAUCCUAGUAUUCAGGCAAUACAUGAAUAAUUUGAUAGAAAAAUAAAAUGUCAGAGAACCAGUCCCUUCUCAUACUUAUAUUUUAAUGGCAAUGCCCAAUUCAGUCAACAAGAGUACCCUCCAGAACCACAUGAUCAUGAUAUACCGUGCCUCACUGAGUUUGUCAGAUGUGGGACUUAAAAGCACCAUAGGCUAUUUUAAUAAGCACAUAUUUACUUUGGGAGGAGAGUAAAUUUAGUGAUGGACAGUCUUUUACAAAAACAUUUGCAGGAAUAACUUGCAUUAAUAGUCUGUUUUUUCUCAUUUACGUUAUCGGGUCAGAUUAUGUGUGUGUGUGUGUGUGUGUGUGUGUGUGUGUAUAUAUAUAUAUGUAGAAUAUACAUGCAUCUACAUUAGUUAAAUUACAUUAAGUAAAAAUUCUAUUCCAUUUGUUCCCUGACCCCUCCAAAAGUUUACAAGCUUACACAAUGUGGAGAGGACGAGUCCACAGAAAUCAAACCUCUAUAAGAAUGGUAUGUUAAGGACUAUAAGAAAUUAUAAAUAGAAUAUAUGGAAAUGAUAUCAUUCAAGCAAUACCAUAGGUCUAUGCUGGUGUAUACAUUCACCCGAUCCUUUAGAACAGAGGUGUCAAACCUGCCCCAGCAAAACUCCAAGUGCUGCUAGAAACAGAUCAAAAUGUAAUUAGGAAAUGUUUAACAAAAUACAUAAAAAUACAAUAUAACAUAGAUAAUGUUAAUUUGUGAUUUUCUAAGUCAAUAUGUGGCUGGCAGAGAUCGGUGUCUAUUUGAGUUUGACCCCACUGCUUUAGAGUAUGGCAAUUCUUUAGAAAGUGUUUGGUGAUAGUAAGACCAAAAUGGUAAAUGUAAGCCUGCUAACAUGUCAAAUCUAAUUAUUGAAAAAUGUCACUUUUCACUGCCCAUCAUGUUUCUGAAAAAGUGGCAAUACAUGGAAUUACAGUGUUGUAAACAGAAGAAAAAUGUCCGAAUCUUUGACAAUGUAUGUCAUGUGAAAGCACUUAAAUUCAGUACAGAUAUUUAUAUUCCAUUCACCUAUUUCAAACCCCAAAUUAUUACAUACAAAACACGUUAUUUUAUUACAUUUAAAAUUCAAAUGGCAUAUUACCAUUCAGUCCUGUCACCAAUAUUCUAUGCCCAUUUUUACAAUAUAAAAAAAAAUCCCAAUGUCACCACUGUCUUAUAUACAAUCCCAAUUCUAAAGGGAAAUUUUGCAUGAUUCUUACUUAUUGAAAACUGCUGAAAAUUACACCAAUAAAAGAAUCAAUCUAGCAUUACAAACAUUUGCCCAUGUCACAUUACAAAAUCACUCGAACAUACUACAAAAAGUAGUCAUUUUUGUACAUGAACCUGGUUUGUACAUGGGCCUGUUCUCAUGUUAGCUCUUCACAUACAUGAUAAAUUAUCUUAGACAAUCACAAGCGACAGCUUAAAAAUGUAAUGAAAUUCUGACAUCCCCACAGAUGUGCUUCCUAAUAAUUGUGUCUUUAAUUUCAUGGGAAUGAGGAUUAAAUCUCACAGAUGUAAGGCAAGUCACCAUUUCUCCAAAUGGAAUGAAAUGCUCGCCUUAACAGGGGCUCUUUUGGGCACCUGAAAUGGACCAGGUCUGAGCCUGAGCUAUUAAAUGAAACAAGAACAAAAACCAAACCAGUGAGAUGACCCAAUGCCUUGUGAUCCAAUGGAUGCUUCAGAUGUUUAGAAUUUAAAAGAAAACUUCCUAUAAAAUACCUGAACUUCUUGCAUCAGACUCCAAAAUUUGUAGACGGGUUGAUUUCUUUGUUAAAUAAGAAUUCUCAUAUUAGCAUUAUGUUCAUUUCUCAAUCAUUUAUUCUUUUUUCUUUAUCUUUUUAACUUAGGUCAAAACAACCUUUUAAAAAAUCACCGAAGUUUUAGGGUUCUGUUAUAAAAACCCGUGAAGUGGAGGUGUGGUAGUAUGGCACAACACUGACUUCAGGCACAACUUCAAAGAUGCCAACAAGUGUCCGAUGUUAGCACUGGACGACAGUUGAAAGGAGAAUGUAACAGCUGGCUUCUAACUUCUUACUUAGGGUAGAAGGGCAGGUGUUUACGUGAGGGACCAGGGCCUUCGAAAAUUUCUGCUUAAAUAUUGUAUGUGUAUCUUCAGGAUGUGCACUGGUCCUGCUUACAUCUUUAAUCAUUAAGAACAUUAAUCUGGGGAAAAUACCUUAAAUCCUAAUCCUAUUAUCAUCAGGAUUCAAUUAAAUAAAGAGAUAUUAAGCACCUACUCCAUGCAAGGCACCUAUGGUACAGAGGGGCAGAAAGACCUGUCAUAACCCCUCCCUCAAGGAAGGGUACAGUGUGAGAGGGGAAGACACACAUAUGAUAGAACUUGAUGACCGUGAAGGAAGGGUUCAGCUGCUGCAAACAAGGAACAAUUCAUGGAGAAAGCGGGGCUGGAGUGUGGCUUCACAAGAACAGAUGGACUUUAGUACAGACUGAGUGGGGGCAGUGGAUGGGAGCUGACAGGGUGACCCCAAGAGACAGAGAAUAGUCUACUUUGACUAGAAUAUAGAAUAUAUGAUAACGGAAUAGUAUAUAAUAAGGCUGGAAAAGUAUGCUGGAACCACACUGUUAUGCAGACCAGCAGUCCACACGUGAUUCAGGAGGCAAUGGGGAGGUCUGGGGACAGAAGAGUGUAGUGAUAAGCUCAGUGCAUUAAGAAGUUUUCUACGACCACAGUAUGAAUGACAGAUUGAAGAAGGGAUGGAAGGGAGGCAAAAAAACCACCUAGGCUUUUACAGUAAUCUAGGCAAGAAGAAACAAGACUUUGGACUAGUCAAGUAGAAGAAAUUUGGUAGAGAUAAAGUCCUUUUACAACCAUCAGAAACAAACAUAUGUAGUCAACUUUCAAUUAUCUACAGUAGAGCAGAGGCUGAAGUCAUCCAGGAUAGCAACUAAUUAAAAACUAAUUUUUAUUCAGUUUUAGAGUUUUUUAAAUUUACAGUUGGAUAUGGGUUUGAUAUCAUAAAAUUGACAAUACUUCAAAACAAAAGUGAGACCAUAUUGUAGGGACUCAAGAAAAACAGGAAAAUCAUCUACCUUCCUCACUUUGCUCUUCCCAAAUCAAAGUCAUACUGUAUUAGCAAUAAAAGAUAUUAUUUUUAUCACUCAAUUUUUCCAGCUUAUACAGAACUUUCCCUUCUUGCUAAAAAUCUUCCCUUGUUUCUUGUUUUUAAAGAACUUCCCUAAAGGUUAUAGAGACUGCAUUUGAAAUAAGAGUAAAUGGACACAAUCUAUGAUGUAAACAAAUGAUUUAAGCAGAAUAUGCACUAUUUAUCAAUAACGACUUAAGAGCAAGAUUUUACAUGGAUGAUUAUUGAUCAAA